AUGGAGAACAAGGUAGGCUACCAAAAGUCGCCUACAGAGCGCGAGGAUGACAUCGACGAGAGGCGGUCGACAUCGCCAACUACCAGCGACGACUACGGCAAUGGACUGCGACUAGGCGGCACGGGCCAGGACUGGCGUGAUAUGCAGCGACUUGGCAAGAAACAGCAGUUCAAGCGCAACUUCUCACUGUGGUCGGCCUUGGGCUUUGUCGCCAUCUACAUGGCAACCUGGGAGUUUGUUCUCGUCUCGCUGUCCGUCGGCUUCACGAAUGGCGGGUUCGCUGGGCUCUUCUGGUGCUUCAUCACCACUACCGCCGCCUAUUCCACCGUCGUCUUCUCCCUCGCCGAGAUGGCGUCUAUGGCGCCGACGUCGGGAGGGCAGUACCACUGGGUCUCCGAAUUUUCGCCUCCGUCGUACCAGAAGGUGCUUUCGUACGCGUCUGGAUGGAUGACAACGCUGGGAUGGCUUGCCAGUCUCGCCAGUAGUGUCUACGUCCUUGCCUACCAGGUCCAAGCCUGUAUCAACGCCACGAACCCAGAGUACGCCUUCAGCAGCUGGCAGAUCACCCUCCUCAUGUGGGCCAUUCUCUUCCUCACUGUCAUGUUCAACACCUACGGAACGCCAUUCUUCCCCCAGCUCGAGACUGCGAGUCUGAUCGGUCACAUUGUUGGCUUCUUCGUCGUCAUGAUUCCGUUGUGGGUGCUGUGCGACAAGAACUCUGCCCGAGACGUCUUCCUGACGUUUCAGGACCAGAGCGGAUGGGAGAACAUGGGCGCUGCGUACUUGACAAGUCAGAUCUACAUCAUGUGGUGCUGCUUCGGCUCCGAUAGUGUUGUACACAUCGCUGAGGAGGUAGAGAACGCAUCGAUCGUGGUGCCGAGAGCCAUGGUAUGGUCAUAUCUUGGCAACGUGUUCUUUGGGUUCAUCAUGCUCAUCACAAUGCUGUUCUGCAUCGGUCCUAUCGAGGAUGUGAUCGAAUCCGAUUGGCCCUUCAUUGUUCUCUUCGACAGGACGGGCUCGAGCGGUCUGAACCUGUUCUUCAACAUUCUGCUCUGGGUGCUGAUCUACCUCGGCAACAUCACCGCUCUGGCGACUUGUGCUCGCGAGACGUGGGCUUUUGCCCGAGACAAGGGUCUUCCCUUUUCCGGCUUCAUCGGACACAUGGACAACAAGUGGAAGAUUCCCUUCAACUCCGUGUACGUCAUCUCUGGCGUCUGCGUUCUCCUGAGCCUCAUCCAAAUCGGCUCCGAUGCCGCCUUCAAUAUCCUCGUCUCCCUGUCUACUCUCGGCCUCAUGAGCACCUACAUGCUCAGCAUCGGCUGCGUCCUCCUCAAGCGCAUCAAACACGAGCCCCUCCCCCCGGCACGCUGGAGCCUUGGACGCUACGGCCUAGCCAUCAACGGCUUUGCUUUCCUUUACAGCGGCUUCAUCAUUGUCUUCUGUUGCUUCCCUCUGUCUCUGCCCGUGGGCGUAGCCGAUGCGAAUUGGGCGCCUCUCAUCUGGGCAGCCGUCAUCGCUCUUGCCACCGUCAUGGCAGGAAGGCGGAGGGAGUAG
Molecule: messenger RNA, 1554 nt
Organism: Verticillium alfalfae VaMs.102
Lineage: Eukaryota; Fungi; Ascomycota; Sordariomycetes; Glomerellales; Plectosphaerellaceae
Exons: 4
Coding region: 1-1554 (517 amino acids)
Biological process (GO): transmembrane transport
Cellular component (GO): membrane
Molecular function (GO): transmembrane transporter activity
Source: RefSeq, a predicted model, not a curated record